AUGAAAAUUCCUAAUAGUUUUACCUUUUUUUUACUAUUCUUUGUUUCGUUAUGUGCAGUAUCAAAUGCUCAAAUGUCUGGUAAAAAAUGUAAUUUACCAGAAAUCCCUCAAACUUUGGAUAAUGGUUCACACAGUGUAUUCAUGUUGGCUCAAUUAAUGCAAAAUAAUGUUGUUAUUAGUUCAUAUAAUCAUACAUUUCCAAAAGGUACUGGAUCAACAUUUUUCAGUGAUUCAAAUAAAGUUAGUGUUUACAAUUCUGGUGAAAAUUUCCAUAUUGAAUAUAAAAUAGUUAGCGGUUAUAGUGGAGUUUAUUAUAACGAAGAUUGCACAAGUAAAGGUCAAAUUCCAUCUGAUUCCUAUAGUGUAGUAAUUUAUAGUGGUGGCUCUGUUACCAUGGGUAGUACAUAUUAUUACCAAUAUAAAUUUAUCUUAACUAAAGUUUAA
Dictyostelium discoideum AX4 is the source of this 444-nucleotide messenger RNA. RefSeq lists its product as hypothetical. The coding region runs from base 1 to 444 and encodes 147 amino acids. The transcript has a single exon. Lineage: Eukaryota; Evosea; Eumycetozoa; Dictyosteliales; Dictyosteliaceae. The record is from RefSeq and is a predicted model, not a curated record.